Messenger RNA from Gracilinanus agilis (Agile Gracile Mouse Opossum), 937 nucleotides. RefSeq names its product peptidylprolyl isomerase C (gene PPIC). The record is from RefSeq and is a predicted model, not a curated record. Gene Ontology annotation, molecular function: peptidyl-prolyl cis-trans isomerase activity. Lineage: Eukaryota; Metazoa; Chordata; Mammalia; Didelphimorphia; Didelphidae. The coding region runs from base 83 to 721 and encodes 212 amino acids. Gene Ontology annotation, biological process: protein peptidyl-prolyl isomerization; protein folding. The transcript is spliced from 5 exons. Gene Ontology annotation, cellular component: intracellular membrane-bounded organelle.
AAGCUUGCUUAAUACGCAGGCGCAAAUUCUUAGCGUUCCAGGUUCCAGGAGCUGGCUGUCCUUGUCAGAUCGCUGUUGCAAAAUGCGCUCUGUGGGCACACUGCUGUUGCCCCUGGCCUUGGGUCUGGGGCUUUGCGCCCUAGUGCAUUCUUCAAAGACUGGGGCCAUCAGGAAAAGAGGACCGUCCGUGACCGCCAAGGUCUUCUUUGACAUAAGUAUUGGAGACAAAAACAUAGGAAGAAUUGUAAUUGGCCUAUUUGGCAAAGUUGUUCCCAAGACUGUGGAGAAUUUCAUUGCUCUGGCAACAGGAGAAAAAGGAUAUGGAUACAAAGGAAGCAAAUUUCAUCGUGUAAUCAAAGAUUUCAUGAUUCAAGGUGGAGACUUUACUGUUGGAGAUGGCACUGGAGGUAUUAGUAUCUAUGGAGACAGCUUUCCAGAUGAGAACUUUAAGCUCAAGCAUUAUGGCAUUGGAUGGGUCAGCAUGGCAAAUUCUGGGCCAGAUACCAAUGGUUCUCAGUUCUUUAUUACUAUGACUAGGCCUACCUGGUUGGAUGGAAAACAUGUCGUAUUUGGAAAAGUUAUUGAGGGAAUGACUGUGGUGCAUACCAUAGAAUUCCAACAGACAGAUGAGCAUGACCGUCCACUUACAGACUGUGUGAUUACCAAUAGUGGCAAGAUAAAUGUAAAAGAUCCUUUUGUGGUUGAAGUUGAUGACUGGUAACAGCGUGAAGAAGAGAAAGGUGUGGUGGAAUCCUAUCCAAAUGUUAUGUUUCUUUUUAUGUCUAUAUAGAGAAAAGCCAGAAAGAUAACAACCACCAUGCAGCCUCUUAGGGUUGUGUGAAAAAGGUAUUAGAGUGAUAUUUUAAAGCCCCAAUUUUUGGCUUUAUAUUUAAGUAAAAGUUAUUUUCAACAAAAGAAUAAAAAUUAGUGUAUGUUA